AUGGCCACGUCGUUCCUGUGCUCAGUCAUGGCAUUCGGGAACUACAGCCUGGACCCCGAACAUGUGACCUGUGAGAUCCUGCUGAACCAGAUGUUGCCUCAGAUCGAUGAAGUGGAUCCGCUGUCCUGUCUGUGCUCGCACUGUAAAGCUUCUGCGGGGCCAAAAGGCGACCGAGGAGACCAAGGGCUUCCAGGGUUACCAGGGAGUCCUGGUGUACGAGGAAUGACUGGGUUCAGAGGUUGGCCAGGUUUUGUCGGCCCUCAGGGACCAAAGGGUCAGAAAGGAGAUUUGGGGGAGAAGGGCCAUACCGGGAGCAUCGGGUUCACUGGAAUGAAAGGAGAACGUGGAUUUAAAGGAGACAAAGGAGACAUGGGAUUGAUUGGGCACCAGGGUGAACCGGGACCCCCAGGACAAUCCGGAACAUGCCCUGCUUUUUGUGAGACCAGAAUUGGGCCACAAGGACCACCAGGUCUGCCUGGGGAAGCUGGGGCUAGGGGUCUGCCUGGGGUUAAAGGAGAUGAAGGACCCAAAGGUGUCAAGGGAAGUAAGGGGGAUUUGGGUGAUGCUGGCUCUCCGGGGAAGAAUGGAGAUAAGGGCGAUCGAGGGGAACAAGGACUGUGUAACUGUGCUGAUGGGAAGGAUGGUGCAAAGGGGGAACAAGGACAAAAGGGAGACAAAGGAAACAAAGGUGAUGUUGGUGACAAGGGUGGUGAGGGCCUCAUGGGGCCACAGGGUAACCCAGGAAUGCAAGGAUCCAGGGGACCUCCGGGACCUUGCUCUCCUGCUAUCAUGUCAUACUUCUCUGCCAAUCUUGCAGCGCCAGAACCGCUUCCCAACAGGCCUGUUCCUUUCCCAAUCGUCUUGAGCAACAUCCUAAUGCACUACACCCCCUUAUUUGGAAUCUACAUGGCACCCGUUAACGGCACCUAUGUCUUCACCUUCCACCUCUCCGUCAACAACAAGAUGCUGAAGGUUGGCCUGUUCCACAACUUUAAACCCAUCGUGAAAAUGACAGAAAACUACAUUCAGCUGACCACAGUGAGCCAGACUGUUGUCCUGCACCUCUUCAUGGGAGACAAAGUCUGGCUGCAGGUGAAGGACACAAACUCCAACGGCAUGUACGUCGACAGUGAAAGCAGCAGCAUCUUCUCCGGAUACCUGCUGUACCCCGACUCCUGUGAUGUGAGCUCCAUUGGCAAAAAUUUAGGAUAUUUUAAUCCAUCUGAUUAUGACAAUGUGGAUUGGGGUGAUGAUCCAGGCAACAUCACUCCGUCAGUCAGGCCUUGA
This is a messenger RNA of Thalassophryne amazonica, 1287 nucleotides long. RefSeq names its product collagen alpha-1(X) chain-like. Bases 1 to 1287 code for a protein of 428 amino acids. Gene Ontology annotation, molecular function: protein binding. The transcript has 4 exons. The record is from RefSeq and is a predicted model, not a curated record. Lineage: Eukaryota; Metazoa; Chordata; Actinopteri; Batrachoidiformes; Batrachoididae.